Molecule: messenger RNA, 1995 nt
Organism: Colletotrichum orchidophilum
Lineage: Eukaryota; Fungi; Ascomycota; Sordariomycetes; Glomerellales; Glomerellaceae
Exons: 2
Coding region: 1-1995 (664 amino acids)
Biological process (GO): regulation of DNA-templated transcription
Molecular function (GO): DNA-binding transcription factor activity, RNA polymerase II-specific; zinc ion binding
Source: RefSeq, a predicted model, not a curated record
AUGGUAUACUGCGGUAAGCCUUCGAAAGGCUGUUCCAACUGUCGUGAACGCAAGGUCAGGUGUGAUCAAAGGGAGCCCGGCUGUGGCCAGUGUGAGAAGCGCCAGCAACAAUGUCCCGGCUACCGAAACCUCGUCGACCUCAUGUUCCGAGAUGAAAGUUCCCACGUCAUCAAGAAAGCCGCUAAAACAAAGGCGAGGGGCCGCUUAAAGAAUGCACAGGCCUCGAGCGCCGGAUCAUCCACCGAAAAUACGGUAGCCAGCACCGGCCCCGAGACCUCCGAUCCGAAUCCUGGAACGGCCGUGAGAUCCGGCAUUCGGCGGCACCAAUAUCCACCUCGUCCCAUGGAUGCCACGAUGCAGACCAUGACCAUCAGGCAUCGGCAACGUCAGAUACGAUGGCCUUCCUCCUCCGACGAGAGCGACGACGACGACGACGACGACAUCGACGGUCUUUCGCCAUCUUCUCCGGAAAACGGGUACUGGUCGAAGGCACCGCAGGCAAGGCCUUUGUACUCUCUGUCGCCCUCAUAUCAAGAGCGCGGCACGGCCUUUUUCUUCUCUCGUUACGUCUCUAUGGACGAGAAUGCAUGCCAUCAGAAUUAUGACUUCAUCUUUGAUGUCUGGCGUCCUGCCAGCAUGCUGCCCAGUCGACAAGCAGACGGCGUGAUGGCGAGUAUUGCUGCUGUCGGCUUAGCCGGCCUUUCCCACCUUACAAUGUGUCCUGAAAUGAUGGACUGGUCGCGUCAGAGCUAUGGCGCCGCUCUUCAAAUGACCAACGAUGCUUUGAGGGAUCCGGUUGAAGCAGUCAAGGACACUACCAUGUUGUCCAUCCUCGUCCUGGGCACCUACGAAAUGCUAAGCGGCCGUACGAACCAGACGGUGAGAGCGUGGCAAAACCACCUCAACGGUGCCUCUGCUCUGGCGAAAAUGCGCGGCCUCAGCCAGUUCAGGACCAGAGCGGGAGCACGCAUGUUCAUGAUGCUGACGCAGAUCGUCCUCAUCAACUGUAUGCAGAGAGACAUGCCCAUGCCGCAGUCUCUGAUCGACCUCCGGAACCAGCUUGGUAUGCUUUCGGGCGGAACCGAUCCUGGCUGGCGACUAUCCGGCCCCAUAUAUAAGGUCAUGCAGUUGCGGUACGAAAUAAACAGUGGAAAACUCAACCAGACGGCCGAUGUCAUCAACCAACUGUCCAAGGUUGACCAAGACUUUGCGGAUAUUAUCGCCGAUCUGCCCGAAACGUGGAAGUACAGAUCCGUGAAGCUUGCCACAGCGCACCCUGCCGUGUUCGAUGGUCACCGCUGUGAUGUAUAUGCCACACUAGGGCUGGCCUCGACUUGGAAUGGCGUCCGAUCGAUAAGAAUGAUGGUGCACGAGACCAUACUAGGAGAGCUCUUCAAGUGCUUUCAUGGCCAGCACAUAAUGCUUUGGCCAUACGAAGCAAAAUUGCAGCUGGCAAAGUCUGUCGAGUUGCUGGAAAAACUUUGCGACACAGUGCUGGCGAGCAUUCCUCAACAUUUCGGCGUCGUCAACUUCAGAGAUGCUAUGGUUGGAGGCGGCGGCUCAGCGUCAGCCAUUGUACCAGCAACAAGGUCUCCGUCUCGCAUUGUGCGGUCUCCCUCAAUAACUGCGCCGUCGUCUUCGCCGCCAUCCGUGGCCGACUCGCCGCAUAGUCCAAGGUUUUUCAAUGGACCGACUCUGCACGAUCCAACGCAUGCCAAAGGCCUCAACAACGAUGCCGAGCGAUUCAUGACUCUUGCUUCCGCGAGCAAUACCAUCGUAUGGCCGUUAUACUUGGUUGGCGUAUCAUCAUGUUGUACGCAAGAAGUUAAGGACUUUGUUGUCGACCGAUUGAAAGCAAUACUCGAGGAGUCGGGCUUGUUGCAAGCCCAUGGAGUGGCACUUAUGGUUCGGGACAAGGAGGUGUAUGUCCCGUGGUCUGAUGUAUCCUGGAAUCGGAUGCCACAGACACAUCUAUCGUCAGACUUGAUCGUGUAG